CUUUAAUUCUGUUAAGUUGAAUCGAUUAACAUUUUUAAUUUCAAUAAAAAUUUAAUCCAUUUUUAUUUCUUAUUUGAUAAAUUUUUGACUCAAAAUCAAAAUGAAUCGUUUACAAAUGUCAUUGAUCUUAUUAACAACAUUAAUUGUCACAGUAUUGGCAUAUCCACAAAAAGAAGAAAUUGUUUUGUAUGAAAGUGACGUUGAUGACAAAGGAUAUAAUUUUCAAUAUGAGACAAGCGAUGGAAUAGCACGUAUUGAAAGUGGAAAAUUAAAACCUGAUAGUGAAGGUGGAGAAAGUAUAUCAGUUGAAGGUACAUAUACAUAUACGGAUGAUAGAGGUGAACAACAUACUGUUAAAUAUAUUGCCGAUGAAAAAGGAUUCAGACUGAAACCAUAAAUAUUUUUUUUUGAAAAAUUCUUAAAAUUCUUCCUUUGGAAAUUUCAUAUUAAAAAAAUGUAAAAUUGUUAUUUAGCUUUUAAAGCCCAGAAAAAAAAGCAAGAAAAUAAAAUUUUUAAUUAUUUUAGAAUAAUAAUAAUAAAAAUAAAUUAUUAGAA
This is a messenger RNA of Condylostylus longicornis, 555 nucleotides long. Its product is annotated as endocuticle structural glycoprotein SgAbd-5-like. NCBI's taxonomy places the organism in Eukaryota, Metazoa, Arthropoda, Insecta, Diptera, Dolichopodidae. Gene Ontology annotation, molecular function: structural constituent of chitin-based larval cuticle. The record is from RefSeq and is a predicted model, not a curated record. Gene Ontology annotation, cellular component: chitin-based extracellular matrix. The transcript has 3 exons. Bases 101 to 397 code for a protein of 98 amino acids.